Messenger RNA from Suillus plorans, 276 nucleotides. RefSeq lists its product as uncharacterized. The transcript is spliced from 2 exons. The coding region runs from base 1 to 276 and encodes 91 amino acids. Lineage: Eukaryota; Fungi; Basidiomycota; Agaricomycetes; Boletales; Suillaceae. The record is from RefSeq and is a predicted model, not a curated record.
AUGGAUAUGCCUGUGGUAGUAGAGGUGGUGAUGCGUUUAUGGACAUUCGCGCCCGAUGAGCAACGGCCCACUGGUAGCAGGAUCUACCAGACCAGCCUGAAAUCCCUCAGGUUGCUGCCACUCUCUGGCCCGCCCAAGACUCUCUCGCCGAAACCAACAGAGCAGGCUGCAGAUCCGAAAGGGAAGCGAAAGGCAGAUUCAUCAUCUCAAGGAGGCACGACAGCUAAAAAGUCGCUGAGGGGUGCACCAGAUGAUGCAGGUGCUUCCAGGACAUAA